Babesia bigemina is the source of this 705-nucleotide messenger RNA. RefSeq lists its product as hypothetical. The transcript is spliced from 3 exons. Gene Ontology annotation, cellular component: proteasome core complex. Bases 1 to 705 code for a protein of 234 amino acids. NCBI's taxonomy places the organism in Eukaryota, Apicomplexa, Aconoidasida, Piroplasmida, Babesiidae. The record is from RefSeq and is a predicted model, not a curated record.
AUGAAAUUCGACGGCGGUGUUGUAGGUUCGGCGUCGUUGCUUUUGACACGCGUUUCAGACAGCUACGGGCGCCAGCACCGCGUGAGCUGCGCGCAGCGCAUUCAGCAACUGUCCGGGGACACCAUUUUCUGCACAUCCGGGGAUGUCGCGGACCAGCAGUACCUGACCAAGGUCCUGCAGGCUGCCGUCCGUCAUGAGAUGUUGGACCACAACAACGACGCCGCCAGCUGCAAGCUGGACGCCUCUGCGCUGCACACCUACCUGCAUCGCCUCUUCUACUACCGGCGCUCGAAGAUGGACCCGCUGUGCAACUCGGCCAUCAUCGCCGGCUACUCUGCUGGCGCUCCUUUCCUGGGUUACUGUGACAUGUACGGCACGCAGUACACGGACGACUUCGUCGCUACAGGGAUGGGGAAGUACUUCGCCAUUGGCCCUUUGAGGGAGCAGCACCGUGCCAACAUGACCCGCGACGAAGCGCGCUUGCUGGCCAUCGAGUGCAUGAAACUUUUGUUUCUCCGUGACUGUUCUGCCGGAGACCGUAUCCAGAUCGCAUACGUGACGGCUCGUGGUGUCGAGUUCGAGGAGCCAAUGAAGCUCGAGGGCGAGUGGUACGUUCGUAUGGCAUCGGUCUGCACCUUUUACAGGCGUUUCGAGAAGUUCGUGGCUCCCACUAGCAAGAUGGCCAUAGCUGGAUGCCAGUUCUGA